Molecule: messenger RNA, 589 nt
Organism: Caenorhabditis elegans
Lineage: Eukaryota; Metazoa; Nematoda; Chromadorea; Rhabditida; Rhabditidae
Gene: ins-3
Product: putative insulin-like peptide beta-type 3
Exons: 2
Coding region: 59-382 (107 amino acids)
Biological process (GO): signal transduction
Cellular component (GO): extracellular region
Molecular function (GO): hormone activity
Source: RefSeq, marked reviewed
CCCAAGAAGUCCAAUAUAAAACGAGUCUUGACACAUUUAUCAAUUCCUGUUCUGAAUAAUGAAACUCUCCGUUGUUCUUGCACUUUUCAUUAUUUUCCAACUUGGAGCUGCAAGUCUUAUGCGUAACUGGAUGUUCGAUUUUGAGAAAGAAUUGGAACACGAUUAUGAUGAUUCGGAAAUUGGAUUCCAUAACAUUCACUCCCUGAUGGCCAGAUCAAGAAGAGGAGACAAAGUGAAGAUUUGUGGUACAAAAGUUCUGAAAAUGGUGAUGGUAAUGUGUGGAGGAGAAUGUUCAUCAACGAAUGAGAACAUCGCUACAGAAUGCUGUGAAAAAAUGUGCACAAUGGAAGAUAUAACUACUAAGUGCUGCCCUUCAAGAUGAGAGUGCUGUGGCUGGAAAAUAGGGAAACGAUUCUCUAGAUCAAUUUACCCCUACAUUACAUGCCAAUCUAAUUGUCAAUUUUACGAGUUGUCUCAUAACUUCUUUCCGUUAUCUCAAAUACUAUUUUGCUCUCACCGUCUAUACCACCAAAUCUUCAUCCGUUUCAUAUACUUUUUUGUCAAAAAUAAAAUGACGUUAAUCUUAAAA